Molecule: messenger RNA, 1344 nt
Organism: Medioppia subpectinata
Lineage: Eukaryota; Metazoa; Arthropoda; Arachnida; Sarcoptiformes; Oppiidae
Source: the annotation of a GenBank genome assembly
GCUUUGGCAGUCAAUGAGGACGAGAUAACAUCACUGCCGGGUCUCUCGGAUGCCAUAAAAUUCAAACAAUAUUCCGGUUAUUUGAAUGCAUCGAAAGGAAGACAUCAUUUCUAUUGGUUUGUUGAGAGCGAAACCGACCCCCAAACCGCACCGGUAGUGCUAUGGCUGACGGGAGGGCCCGGAUGUAGCUCUCUAUACGGUAUGUUUACCGAAAACGGACCCUUUCGGGCCAAUGAAGACGGAAAGACACUAUCACUCCAUGACUUCGCGGCUAACAAAGUGGCGAAUAUGAUAUACAUGGAGUCUCCCGUUUCCACGGGAUUUAGUUACGACGAGAUGACUGACAAACCCUAUAACAACGACGGGACCACCGCUUAUGACAACUACUUAGCCCUCGAAAACUUCUUUGAAAAGUAUCCACAUUUAAAGAAAAAUCCGUUUUACAUAACGGGCGAGAGUUAUGGAGGCGUUUAUAUACCAAUGUUAGCGCACGAAAUAUUCAAACGAAACUCAACCAUCAAUUUGAAGGGUAUAGCCGUUGGGAACUCAUUACUUAAUGGAUUAAAAGAUAUUCAAUCUUCGCUGGAUUUUGUUUUAUUACACGGAUUAGUAACCACCGAUUGGUACGCGAAAAAGAUAGAGGCCUGUUGUGAGUGUACGGCCGGCACUCAACACGAGUGUGACUUCAGUAAAGCUCCCAAUAAAACGAAAUGCGAAUCCAUUCCUAUGGUUGUAGUGACAACUCCUAAUCCAUACAAUAUAUACGACGAUUGCGUUCCCGACCUGUUUAAGCAAUCCGUGUUCAAUACAUACCAUAUGCAACACUUCGAGAAUAUGGGAAUCAAAUUCUCAACCACUGAUGGAUUGAAGCCAAACGCUAAACCCAAGUGUCCAGUGAAUGGUCACACGCCGUACUUCAAUGACCUGACCGUUCAAAAAGCUAUACACGUAAGGGAAGGUGGGGUGCGUUGGUCCGCCUGUAGUGGUGCUUACGACAAGACGCAUGCCUUUACAUCUCAAGAGGAGAUUGCCUUUGAUUUGAUCCAUAAGUACAAAAUCGGUCGUUUUGUUGUAUAUAACGGAGACCUCGAUAUCAUGUGUGACUUUAUAUCGGAUCAACGCUUCGUUGAUGGGGUCGCCGCCGCCACACAAAGCAAAAAACUUGAAAACUAUCGAAUUUGGAGAGAAGACGGAAAACCCGACGGAAGGAUCGGUGGUUUUGUUCAGCACUACGAAAAUGGCCUGAGCUUUGUGUUAGUCCGCGAUGCGGGACAUAUGGUGCCCGAAGAUAGACCCGAAGCAGCCCUUCAAAUAUUUAAGCAUUUAUUCGGCAUGGUCAAACUU